AUGCAUCGAAGAACCGGCCGCUCGAAAUCAAAGAAUGGCUGCAUCACCUGCAAAAUGCGCCAUCUGCGGUGCGGUGAAGAAAAGCCCCAUUGCAUACAAUGCACCAAGACGGGGCGUAAAUGUGAUGGUUACAGCACCCAGUCCCAAAAGGAACUUCGGCAGAGAGUCGCCGGCCCCGACUUUACGUGGCCAACCCUCAGCCCUGAUAACCAACUAGUGCUUGUCCCUGGUUCACGGGAAGAGAGGAAGUAUGUCCACACAUUCUGCACACAGACCUCUCCAGCCCUUUCGGGGUUCUUUACUUCUGAAGUAUGGAGCCGGUUCCUUCCACAGCUCAGUCAUCGAGAGCCGACUGUCCGGCAUGCCGUUGCAGCUGUUAGCGCGAUGUAUGAGCAACACCAUCGAUCUAACGGUGCUCAAGACGACGCUGAUGACUUUGCGCUUCAGCAAUAUACCAAGGCUAUUAGCCAGUUCCGAGAGAAGUUGGCGAAUCCUGAAAACUCCGACUAUGACUCGCUACUUGUCACCUGUCUGUUGUUUGUGUGCUUGGAAAUGCUCAGGUCAAGUCCAUCGAGUGUUUUAGAUCACAUUCAGGGUGGGAUGCAAAUACUUUUUCGACAGCAGAAAGAGAAGGCCAGACAAUCAAACAAAGACCCCAUCGACCAGGAACUAUGUCAGUCGUUUCACCGCUUGAGCAUUCAGCUCCCUCUUUUCGGUCGACCUUUGAUACCCUUCCAUGUCCAAACCGAAACAGAAUUAUUCGCGAACCACAUUCCUGUCUUGGACAAUAUUUCUGAAGCCCGAGACUCUAUGACAAUUCUUAUGAAUCGGGGCCUAGGAUUGAUCCGACCCAUCGGUAUCGACAGGAUUGCCCCAUCCGACGAAGUCAACCAGCAACAAUUGCACGAGCAGCGUAUUCUGAUCCAGGCAUUCUCCAACUGGAAUACAGCAUUUACAGCGAUGAUGCAAAAGCCAGCCAAAAGCGUCGGAAUUUCCGAUCCUCGUGCGCCCUUGGCCCUCCAAAUCAACCACAAUACCUCGGUCAUAUGGAUUCUCAGUUGCUUAGCACGAAAUGAGACCGUCUACGACCAGCAUUUCGCAUCCUUCGAAGCCAGCGUGACCGCCGGAGAGAAGAUUCUCGCCCUGAGUGUGCCGCAAGCCAAGCAAGCGACCGCUGAGAUAUUCUCUCUAGAUGCUUCCGUCAUCCCAGCAAUAUACUGGACCGCAAUGAGAUGCCGAGAACCAACCAUUCGACGCCGGGCAAUUGCAAUCAUAUCAAAUUACCCCACCAAAGAAGGACUCUGGGGCCAAGGAGAGCGCCAGCAUGCCAUUUCACAACUAAUACUAGAGAUAGAGGAGGAAUCCUAUCUCCAUCUUCCCGUAGAAGAAAGGAUCCCCCUUGAUUCCCAGCGGGUGUAUGAAGCUCUGAUAUUUCCGGAGAAAGGAACCUACCUGGACCCAUGUCCAGUCACAAUAAUGAUGAAGCCCCAGGGACUGCAUGGACCGUGGGAUACCCGUAUUGAAUGUGUGCAGCUGCCAAAGCUGAACUAG
This is a messenger RNA of Penicillium nucicola, 1551 nucleotides long. Its product is annotated as Zn(II)2Cys6 transcription factor domain-containing protein. The record is from RefSeq and is a predicted model, not a curated record. Gene Ontology annotation, biological process: regulation of DNA-templated transcription. The transcript has a single exon. Gene Ontology annotation, molecular function: DNA-binding transcription factor activity, RNA polymerase II-specific; zinc ion binding. NCBI's taxonomy places the organism in Eukaryota, Fungi, Ascomycota, Eurotiomycetes, Eurotiales, Aspergillaceae. Bases 1 to 1551 code for a protein of 516 amino acids.